This is a messenger RNA of Pelagomonas calceolata, 1914 nucleotides long. The record is from the annotation of a GenBank genome assembly. NCBI's taxonomy places the organism in Eukaryota, Pelagophyceae, Pelagomonadales, Pelagomonadaceae.
UCUCUCGAGCCCUUUUUAGCCGCCUGCCGGAUAUAUCGCCUGUUGGUGCUUGCCGAGUGCCCACGGUGGUUCCUCCAGCACUCAGCAGUGAUCCGAUAGCGACGCCAGAGCCGCGACGCUAGCUCGUCGCCCUAUAAAUCGGCAGCGAGGCAUCCUUUCCAAGAUCAGGAUGCCCACCACAGCCGCUAGAGUGAAUCCCAAGGCCGGCGGCGCCAGACCGCAGGCCGGAGGCGCCGCGAGGCCGCAGGCCGCGAGACGGCCCGCGCCCAAGGCCCGGGUCCGGCGCGGCAGCGAGAGCGAGAACGCGGCGCCCAACGGCCAGUACACUGAGGGCGUGUACGCCAACCGCGCGGCCAAGGCGCCCGCCGCGCGGAAGCCGCCCGUCGCCAAGCCGCCCGGCUUCAAAAAGAUAGCGAGCCCGGCGCCCGCCCCUGCACCUACGAGGCCGAAGAAGAGAGUGGCGCAGGCCCCGGCGCCCGCUCAAAGACCGAAGCCCGUGCAAGCCCCGGCGCCAGCUCAAAGACCGAAGCCCAAGCCCAUCGCGCGGCCCGUCAAGGAGGCGCCGGCGCCCGCGCCGCGCGCGUCGCCCAUCACGACGCGGAGCGCUACCACAAAUUCGCCGAUCACGACGAAACCGACCAGAGAAGUGAGGCUCGGACGGGCCAUCGUCGUCGAACCGCAAAACGGCCCGGCCGUCUGCUCCAUCUUGCUGCUCCACGGCUUCGCCUGCGACGCGAAGCAGUGCGCCUCGAGCUGGAAGCCCCGUCUUAAAUCUAUGGGCGAUUUAGGACAGCGCUGCCGCUUGGUCUUCCUGAACGCACCCAAACGAGAAAUAAGCUGCUACCCGGGAGAAACGCCGGUAGAAUCCGCCUGGCACGACUAUUUUACCGAUCACGGCGGCGCCGGCGGGCGGCCGGAGAUCGAGGAGGACAUCGACCAGAACCACCUGGCGGAAGCUAGAAAACUCAUACAUGCCGAGAUCGACAAGGAGGCGGAGAAGUUCGGCGGGGACUACCGCCGCGUCGCGCUUUUCGGCGAGUCGCAGGGCGGCUGUACCGCUUUGGAUGCGGCUACUACUCAUCCGAAGACCAUCGGCGGCGUCUUCUGUUCCUUCGGCCAGCUCUACUCCUGCACGCCGAUCUCCGCGAGAUCCGCUCGGGACCUCAAAAUCGUCUUCUGGCACGGUUCUAGGGAUAAGACCAUCGCCGCGUCGCUGUGUCUGCGGUCUGCCGCUCGUUUGUUGGACCGAGGCGCCAAGAAGCUGACGCUCCACAUCGAGGACGGCCUGGAGCACUGCCAGGGGUCGGAUAGUGAAGCCCAAUGCUUACGCAAAUCUCUGGAAAAUUGGGGCUUCCUCUCGGGCCAACCGGAGACGGCCCCGGAGCCCAAGUCGUCGCCAGUCAGGCGGGAACCUCCCCCAACGCCGCCCUCGAUCAUCAAGCCGCCGGGCCUGACGCCGCCGCCGCGGCCUCCUAGAAGCGAACGCGCGACGCCGGACCCCACACCUCCUGGAUUUUCCCGGCAACAACUCUCGCGGGAGGAUGUCGAAGAGGACGUCCGCGCGCUGAUCUCCUCAAGUGACCGGGACGAGGUCGCCAUGAACACAAUCUCCGGACUUUAUAGGAGGAAGUACGGCCGCAUGCUCGACUACAAGUCCCUGGGCUUCGCGAAGAUGACGGCGUUCGUCGCCGAGAUCCCCGGCCUGGAACUGGUGAACGGCGCCGCCGGCGGCUCCGUGCGCCUGGCCCGGGCGGCGCCGCAUCGCAUGAUCUACGACGACGAGACCGACUCCGAGCUCGAGGGCUACGCCUGAUCCGACUAAUCCCCCUUCCCCCCGACCACGCAAUAAGGGUGCACAAUCUUAGCACAUUCAUAGGAGCGGAUCAUCGCCGCCGCGUCGACGGCGUGAAGGGU